CAUCAACAAGUCAAAGAUCUGAGCGAUGCUUGCCUUAGAUUUUAGCUGCCAUCUCACCUGUUGUUCCUCGCUGCAUACUCGUGCUGCAGGCUGCCCCUGCAUGGCUAAUGGACCUUGUACUUGACAGGUUUUCUGUAAGACCAGUUCGACAGAUUGUUCCAUUUUUACAGUUUGAAUCCUAUUCCCCAAUAUGCCUGCAGUCCCUCCCAUCCAGGGCUGUGUGGAGAUUUAAAAAGCAGACUCUAUGCAUCAUCCAAGUUACUAAUGAAAGUAAUGAACUGUGCCAGGCCAGACCAGACUCCUGGGGAACUCAGAACUGAGAAGCUCAGUUUAUCUUUCUAUUUUGACAGCAAAUUGUCUGUAACUACCGAGCCUUGUUUCCAAUCAGUUUGAUACUCACUUUUCAGCUGGCCAUAUUUCUCUUCCUUGCUUACAUAAAACUCUGCCAAAAGCCUGCUGAAAAUCAAGAUACAUGGCAUUUACUGCUUCUCCCUGUCAGCAUGAAAACAAGAUUUUAGUGGCUCAGCGUCCUUUGCUCAUUGUAGCUAACAAAACUGCAACUUUAGUCUGCAACUACACAUACAAUGGAACAGGGAAGGAAUUUCGAGCUUCUCUGCACAAAGGAUCAGACAGUGCAGUUGAAGUUUGCUUUAUUUCAUGGAACACGACCAAAAUUAGCAGUAAUUCAAAUAAAGAAUUCAACUGCCAGGGGAUUCAUGAUAAAGACAAAGUCAUCUUCAAUCUUUGGAAUAUGAGCGCCAGCCAAACUGACAUCUACUUCUGCAAAAUUGAGGCCAUGUAUCCACCCCCAUAUGUCUACAAUGAGAAGAGCAAUGGGACUGUCAUUCAUGUGAAAGAGACACCCAUCGAAACAGAAGAGCCUCAGUCUGCAAUUCCUUUGUGGAUUAUGGUGGCAGUGACUGGAGUUCUUGCUUUCUACAGUAUGCUAAUAACCGCAGUUUUUAUUAACUACUGGCAAAAAUCCAAAAAGAAUAUGUACCAUCAGAGUGACUACAUGAACAUGACUCCCCGGCAUCCACCAUACCAAAAGAACAAGGGUUACCCAUCCUAUGCGCCAACACGAGACUACACUGCAUAUCGGUCCUGGCAGCCGUGAUACCCACCAGCAGCCUCAUGUACUUCUAGGCAGGCACUUGCUCUUGGACAUGGAAGGGCAGUCUCUCAUUUUCUCAUCAUGUUUGUCAUUAUUGGUCAUGGAUAACUACACCAUAGCAAGUAUUGGCUAAACUUUGAUAUUAUACUAAAAGAAAAAACAAACAAACCUUAAAAGGGGGGGCGGGGGGAGAGUAAAAAAGGAUUAUUCUCCAUGACAGCUAAAAAUAAGAUACAACUUGUGUUGACAGUUGUCAGUGGGUAAGACAGAAACGUGUCAUUGGACCUCAGAGCUGGUCUCCUCCUAACACUUGUAGUUUUGCUCAGCUGUUUGGAGAACCAGAACUUUUGACCUUUCCCAAUAACUGCUGCCUUAGAUUUAACCCUUAAUUCCUUUUCCUGUAUGUCUAAUCCUUGGAAACCCUUGUUGCUGUUAAAUAUGGAAAAACUUUAAAAAAAAAAAGUCUUUUCUUCUCUACAAGACCAGGGCACAGUUUGAAGUUCAAAACACAUGCUUGAAAGAAAGAGGGAAAAGUCAGCCUGAAGGCAUCUAAGCUAUUAGGCUAUGAUGCAAAUGGGCCAUCUGGACAAAUCAAGCUGACAGAAAACUACUAAACCUUCAAUAUGUGAGUCCUUAGGUUGGACACUUUGUAAAUGUUCAUAAGGCCAUUUGAAGUCAUGACCAAGCAACUCCACAGAGUGAGAAAGUAAUCAACCUGAAGACAAAAUCAAGACAAGUGGGAGAGAAAGAAAGAUCUGUUGUCAUCAUGAAGAACCCCAUUUCUGGGUUUUUUGCCUCCUACAGGGAACUCAAAGUCAUAUGGGAAGCAUUAGAAGACACAGAGGUCAGAUUUUGAGGAGACCUUUACUUUCAUUUUUGAAUUUUUGUUUCUAUCUAAAACACAUUCUGCUGAGUCCUCCUGAAAAUUCAUGCACAUCUUCUGGCACCUAGGUUGUACCAGAGCCAAAUCUGGGUCCAGUUAUGAGCAACUAAAGAUCACUUAAUUUUUUUUCCCAUAAGCACUCAAUUUUUGUGGUGUGAAAGGGUCCUUCAUUCCCACCAUUGUGAAUAGGACGUGCCAGUGCUCAGCUGCCUGCAGAGACUGCUCUGGGCACUCUGAGGAACUUUGUGUUGACUGGAGGUUACCUUUCUAUCUAAAAUGUUGUUCAGGAAUGCUCCAUGCCGGAGUAGGACAAAGUCUUCAGCAAAACUUGCUUCAUUCCUUCAGUUAAGCCUGUUUACAUUAACAAGACAUCCUAAACUGUAAUUGGGGUUGUCUUGGCAUAAAAUCCCUUUUCACACUGAGGAGAUGCAGUUUAUUUUGUAGGGACUUCUGAAUAAACAAUUACAUGAAAAACAAA
Grus americana (Whooping crane) is the source of this 2475-nucleotide messenger RNA. RefSeq names its product CD28 molecule (gene CD28). The coding region runs from base 473 to 1117 and encodes 214 amino acids. The transcript is spliced from 5 exons. The record is from RefSeq and is a predicted model, not a curated record. Gene Ontology annotation, biological process: T cell receptor signaling pathway; positive regulation of T cell proliferation; T cell activation. Gene Ontology annotation, cellular component: membrane; external side of plasma membrane. Lineage: Eukaryota; Metazoa; Chordata; Aves; Gruiformes; Gruidae.